Messenger RNA from Pteropus alecto (black flying fox), 1214 nucleotides. RefSeq names its product nuclear transport factor 2 like export factor 1 (gene NXT1). Bases 527 to 949 code for a protein of 140 amino acids. The transcript is spliced from 2 exons. The record is from RefSeq and is a predicted model, not a curated record. Gene Ontology annotation, cellular component: nuclear pore central transport channel. NCBI's taxonomy places the organism in Eukaryota, Metazoa, Chordata, Mammalia, Chiroptera, Pteropodidae. Gene Ontology annotation, biological process: protein import into nucleus.
CAGACUCACCUGGCCGGAGCUAGCCUCCCGGUCCGCCGUCCCACUGGUUGGCACAGCUGCUCGUCACGGGAAGGGGAGAGUAGGCGGGGCCGGGGGGCGUCCGCGUCUGCGCGGAGCACGGCCGGCCACGCGCGGGAACCCGCGGAGGGAGGAGUCAGGUCCCAGGGCUCAGAGGUCCCGGCCCCCGGACGGAGCCUCUCGAGAGAAGGAGGAGAGACGGAGGGCCACUCUCCCCGGCUCCCUCUGAGGCAAGCAGCGGAGGAGCGCGGAGCUUCGGCAGGCCUGCCCCGCGACCUUCAGGGGCUGGCCCUCCGUGGAACUGCGGCCGGGGCGCCGUACUGAGGUCGCCGCGACCCCCGCUGACCGAAGCCGCCACCGCCCGCACUGACCCACGGCCGCCCGGCUGACCUAAGUCACCGCCCUCGGUGACCCGAGGUCGCCCCACUGACCCUGGUCUUCACCGGCGCAGCCCCGGCUCCCUCAGGUGCAGAAAGCACCUUGGCGGAGGCCUUCAGCAGAGCUGGAAAUGGCAUCAGUGGACUUCAAGACCUAUGUGGAUCAGGCCUGCAGGGCUGCUGAGGAGUUUGUCAAUGUCUACUACACCACCAUGGAUAAGCGACGGCGUCUGCUGUCCCGCCUCUACAUGGGCACAGCCACCCUGGUGUGGAAUGGAAAUGCCGUCUCAGGACAAGAGUCCUUGAGUGAGUUUUUUGAAAUGUUGCCUUCCAGUGAGUUCCAGAUCAAUGUAGUAGACUGCCAGCCUGUUCAUGAUGAAGCCACCCCAAGCCAGACCACAGUCCUCGUUGUGAUCUGUGGAACAGUGAAGUUUGAAGGCAACAAACAACGGGACUUUAACCAGAACUUCCUCUUGACCGCCCAGGCCUCACCCAGCAACACGGUGUGGAAGAUAGCAAGUGACUGCUUUCGGUUCCAGGACUGGGCCAGCUAAUAGGGCAGGAAAGGCCUCUGCUUCAGCCCCAGCUCUGGAGGGAAAGUCAGACCUCAAAAUGUGGGGAAACAAGUCCUUUCUAUUGUUGCAGCUAUACUGCCCAGGCUGAACUCCGCCUUUGCUCGAGUCCAAGGAGCCCCUUUCUGAGUGUAUACUUGUUUGUCAUAGUACCUUUUCAAAGUAGUAAAAUUUUCUAUUUUUCUACUUGCCCAGUAGAGACCUGGUUCUGGAAAUUCUGACAAAUAAAACAAUAAUACAAAUGUUA